UGACCCGAGGCCUGAAUCAGGCUCCUGCAACUCUGAGCCCCAACAGGACAGUGACACCUUCUCUCCUAUUAGCCCUUCCACCCCCCUACAGCCUACCAGUGCCCAUGGCCGCUCCAUCUCCAUAUCAGUGUUACCUUGUUCAGAUGACCAGAGACCUUACAUAUCACCUGAGGAAAUGACUGAUGCCUUCGUCCUGGAUCCAGGCCCCCCUCCAGCCACCCGAACCUCAAAGACACGCACUGCUAAGCCCUCCUACACACCACCACCGCCUUCCCGCAAACUGCUGCAGUUCUUUCCCAACAUUACAAUGACAAGAAGCAAGAGUCAUGAAUCACAGCUGGCCAACCGCAUAGAGGAGCCUGCUACACACAAGCCCUGUAAGAAGAACAAAGGGUUGGCUGCUAUUCAUAUCAAUGGUUGUGGGAACAGUCUUGAUGACUCAGCGCUGCGGUCACCAUUGCUGUCUGCCCGAACCCCAGGCCCUGUUCCAGCCUCAGCCCCAUAUAUGAUGAUUGCCACCCAGACCUUGCUGGACAAUGUGACCAUGCACAAGAGCUCCCCUCAGACAUUGAGAAGAGACAUUGGCCUGGCUGUAACACACAGAUUUUCGACCAAGUCUUGGCUCUCCCAGACUUGCCAAGUGUGUCGCAAGAGCAUGAUGUUCGGUGUCAAGUGCAAACACUGCAAGUUAAAGUGCCACAACAAAUGUACCAAAGAUGCUCCCUCAUGUCGGAUAUCAUUUCUCACAUUGCCAAAGAUGCGCAGAGCAGAAUCAGUGCCAUCAGAUAUCAAUAAUCGGAUUGAUCACAAAGCAGAGAUCCCACUGCAAUAUGGCACUUUACCAAAGGCAAUAACCAAAAGGGAACCUCCCCUCAAUUUAAACCAGCUGGACUCUAGCAGUAACCCAUCAUCAGCCACCUCCUCUACACCUUCUUCCCCAGCACAUUUCCAGCAGAGCAACCCCCCAAGUGUGAGUGCCACUCCCCCACCAAACCCGUCACCGCAGGGCUCUUGGGACAGCCGCUUCCACUUCCCAGAUGUUGCUGCUUCCACAUAUACUGGUGUUCAACAUUCUGGCACCUACUAUGACUCAGGAAUGUCACAGGUGGCCGUCACUAAGACACAGCUAACAGCAGUGGACCAAGAAGGGGAGGAGGCAAGCGAAGACUACCCAGCUGAAGAUGAGGAAACAGCUGACCAGCGCAGCAGAGAAAAGAGCCUUUCCACUGAGGAGUGUGAUGAGGAUGGGCUGGAGGAAUUGCCUUCUUCCAUAUGUCGUCGUGGGGCUGCUGGCCGCUGGAGGGGCCCCAUCUCUCGUAAGGCCAGUCAGACCAGUGUGUACCUGCAGGAGUGGGACAUUCCAUAUGAGCAGCUGCAGCUGGGGGAGCUUAUUGGCAAGGGUCGUUGGGGGAAGGUGCAUAAGGGUCGCUGGCACGGCGAGGUGGCCAUUCGCCUUUUGGAGAUUGACGGCAACAAUCAGGAUCACCUGAAGCUCUUUAAAAAGGAGGUGAUGAACUACAGGCAGACCAGGCACGAGAACGUUGUCUUGUUCAUGGGUGCCUGCAUGGCUCCACCCCACCUCGCCAUCAUCACCAGUUUCUGUAAAGGUUUGACUCUACACUCUGUUGUAAGAGAAAGAGGUCAUAUGCUGGACAUCAAUAAAAUCAGACAGAUUGCACAGGAGAUUGUAAAGGGAAUGGGUUAUCUGCAUGCCAAAGGCAUCAUUCACAAGGAUCUGAAGUCUAAGAAUGUGUUCUAUGACACAAACAAGGUGGUCAUUACAGACUUUGGCCUCUUUGGGAUGUCUGGAGUGGUACAAGAAGGCAGAAGAAAGAACUUUUUCCGGAUACCUCAGGGCUGGAUCAACUACCUGGCUCCAGAGAUUGUUAGAAAAAUGAGCCCAGAGGUUGAUGAGGACCAGCUGCCUUUCUCCAAAGCUGCUGACGUUUAUGCAUUUGGCACAAUCUGGCAUGAGCUGCAGGUCGGAGACUGGCCAAUCACCAAACAACCUGUGGAAACUACAAUCUGGCUAGUGGGCAGCAAUGAGGGCAUUAAGAAGGUGCUGACAGACUCCAACCUGGGCAAGGAGGUCACGGAGAUCCUGUCUGCCUGCUGGUCCUCUGAGGUAGACAACAGGCCGACUUUCACCCAGCUGACUUGCAUGCUGGACAGACUCCCCAAACUCAAUCGCCGGCUGUCUCACCCUGGACACUUCUGGAAGACAACUGAGUACGUAUCCUAGAAAGAGAAGGUGUAUUCAUGAUCCAGAGUCAACCAGCCUACAACACCAAUCACACCAACAUCUUGGAGUCUGAGUCUACAUCAUUUUAUUUAGUCGAUAAAUAUCUGCCAAAAUCUACAUUUUCAUGUCAUGGAAUCAGAAGUGAGAUGGAGCUAAAAGGAAUCAAAUGGAAAAUUUUGUAAAUAGGAUUUUGUAAAGGAAUGUGAAUAUUAUGAAGCUGUCCUGCUGAGUAUCAACUAUGACUGCUGUUUGGUAUUUUGAGAAGCAAGACUCACAUUUUACGACACCUAAGAUGGCAUUCUACUCUAUUCUACUCUACUCUACGCUUUUUUCCCUGGCACUUCAAUAGUGUUUCUCAGUGUCAGUAGAAUUAUUUUCUCUUGUGUUUCUGAGCUUCCCAGCUCUUUCCUUCUCCUCUUUUUGUGAUUUUCUUUCCUCUGGGUGCCGACUGAUCCACCUCUGCCUGUUCCUGUUCUGCCUGGUCUCCCUCCCUCGUACAUUUUCACCUCUGUCUAUGCCUCUGUUUACCUGUUUCUGUAUUAUGCACACUUGCUUUUUAACACUGCUGGUUUUUGUCUCCUCACUCCGUUCUGGUGAAGGCCAUGGGAUCACCAUCAUUGCCUGAACAAUAACUGUUAUCAGUGCUUACAUUGUCCGCACAUCAGUCGAAGAUAUCAUCAGUUGAUGAGCUUUGUUUUGCUGUAACAAAUACACACAAAUGUCACAUGACACCCUGUUUUGCUCAGACAUGAGUGAGAUAUAAUGAGAGCUACGGAGUUUGUUCAUUCUUAUUUUGACUCCUAACAGAACAAUGAGCUAGAGUACAAAACUGGAGAUAAUGGUUUUAUUCAAGUGUACAGCAACUUGUGAUAUUGUAACAGAUUUGUUUCUUUCCUGCGUGCACCACAUAGUACAUGACAACCAUAGUACACACCAGAUGCAUCAUACAGACAUUAGUUGGGAUACAGUAGCCUUCUCCAGACUGUGACGCAGAGCUAACAAAAACAGUCACUUCCGGGUAAACAACUGGCAGUUGAUUUCAAUUGCGGAGAUAUGUAAAAUUGGCAAAAUAGUUUAUUCAUUUUCAGCCGUAACUGCAAUGUUUAAAGAUAUAUAAUUAAAACGGAGGUCUGACGUUUCUGCUGCUGCUUAUUUUAAGAACUGUGCUGCUUUGUGUUUUUGAGAAACCAAAUCUACCCAACAGGGAUGUCUUACUGCUGGACGUGUUUUUUUGUGUAAGCUCAAGCUCUUAUUUUCUGUGGCCCAACAGGUAAACAUUACAUUUAGUGGUACCAUUAAAUUGUAUGUAUAAGUGCAGUGCCCGUUCACAGGCGCCGAUGUGACGCCUCCCUGCACUUUUUAGAAAAUGUAUGUCAAGGUGUCUCACCAUGCACCAACAGCAUUAAUAACACUAAAGCAGUGCGACAAUAGAGGAGAUACUGCUAGAUAUUUAGCGCUUCCUUAGAGCUUCAUAAAACUCAGUGUUGAAACUCUGUUUACAGGCAUAUAUGCCUGGCUGUUGCAGAGUGGAGCGUCGUGCGCACUUCGCGUGACUUCCGGAUAAUUUAUCACUGUUGAUGAACCACACAAAGAAUAUUUUAUCAUUUUUAAAUAGCCGGCUACUUUAAUAGACCCGCGAGGAACUGCGACGUGCAUGCAGCACGGCAUGUACACAAAACUCUGCACAAGACCGGUGAAUGACAGGCAGAGAGAGAGAGAGGAAAAAAUGGUCAACAAUAAGCCUCAGUUUAGCUUCGUCUCGCAAUCACCAUGCACAAAAAGACACGAUUCGAUAGUAUAUGCAGGACUUGACAAUUCUGAUUCGACUAUGUAAGGUUGAAACAUGUCCUUUCUAGAUGCCAGUAAGUCUAGAUACAUCAGCACUUUCACUAUGACUGAAUAUUGACAUGUGAGACUCUAAUGGGUUGACGUGUGAAUUUUGGAACAGAUCUGACUCAAAUAUUUGUUUAAAAAAAUGAAAAUGACACAGGAAGUGCUAAAUGGCUGACUUCCUGUUGAUUGCAAUAUUUCAUUAAAAAAAGCAGAAAUAUGGACUUAAUACGUAAUAAGAGCAAUAAUCCCACCAUAUCUCAUGAAGAUCAAAGAAACUUUGGCCAAAAAAUAGCAUGUUAGCUGUUGUUGUUGUGAGUGUUCACUGUAGCAUACUUUAGUAUUUAGUAGACACACGGUUCAUGUCAUGCGCACAGCGGCACAGACACCGACUUUUGCCACAGUCACACAAACACACACUAAAAAAUGUCAUCAAACCCGGACAAUUAAUCACAAUACCUGCAUGAAGAGAUACCACAGGAGGUAAUGAGAAAAUAUUUAUUUCUGUAAUUUGGGUGAAGUGAUCCUUUGAAAAGUGUACUCCCCAAAAUAUAAAUAAACAAUGCUUUGUUAUUACAUAAAUGACUUUAUGUUGGGGCAGCUUUGGCUUUGUUUUGCUGUAACAAAUACACACAAAUGUCACAUGACACCCUGUUUUGCUCAGACAUGAGUGAGAUAUAAUGAGAGCUACGGAGUUUGUUCAUUCUUAUUUUGACUCCUAACAGAACAAUGAGCUAGAGUACAAAACUGGAGAUAAUGGUUUUAUUCAAGUGUACAGCAACUUGUGAUAUUGCAACAGAUUUGUUUCUUUCCUGCGUGCACCACAUGGUGUUAGUGAACAGGAUGUGGCUCGUGUGUGUGUGUUUCCUCAGGCAGGAUUGCAAUGUUCACUCACUGAAUGUGUCUGAAUGUAAUGGGCUUCACCAGCAGAGUGGAACCUAAUAAAGCAUCAUCCAACGAUGACCUCAUGCAUGUACUGAAUAUGCAGUGUUGGAGAUUGUAUUUAAUAUACAGUGUAAUAUGUACUUCAGUAAUAUUUAUGUAUAGACUUUAGACACUGUGUAAACUGCCGCUGGUGUAUUGGUGUUUUGUUGUUUUUUUCUUGGGUGGGGGGGUUAAUCUGUUCUGUAUUUUGUACAGGAUGAGUUGAUAAUUUGUAAGCUUCUGCUCUGAACAAUGGAAUAUAUUAAAGCUGGUCUCCAGUGA
This is a messenger RNA of Micropterus dolomieu (smallmouth bass), 5278 nucleotides long. Its product is annotated as kinase suppressor of Ras 1-like. The transcript has 16 exons. NCBI's taxonomy places the organism in Eukaryota, Metazoa, Chordata, Actinopteri, Centrarchiformes, Centrarchidae. The coding region runs from base 176 to 2242 and encodes 688 amino acids. Gene Ontology annotation, biological process: protein phosphorylation. The record is from RefSeq and is a predicted model, not a curated record. Gene Ontology annotation, molecular function: ATP binding; protein kinase activity.